Limanda limanda (common dab) is the source of this 1725-nucleotide messenger RNA. It is a transcript of the gene lrrc31, whose product is annotated as leucine rich repeat containing 31. NCBI's taxonomy places the organism in Eukaryota, Metazoa, Chordata, Actinopteri, Pleuronectiformes, Pleuronectidae. Gene Ontology annotation, molecular function: protein binding. The record is from RefSeq and is a predicted model, not a curated record. Bases 1 to 1725 code for a protein of 574 amino acids. The transcript is spliced from 10 exons.
AUGGAUUCUGCAGAUGGUCAGCGUGGGCGUGACCCUCCGAGACGCUCGCCUCUCGACAUCAUCAUGAGUCAGAUACGCCGGAAGCGCACGGCCUCAGACAGGAAGCCGCUGGGCCGCUUCCUGUCCCGGACGUCGGAGCGGACGGGGAUCCCUGAGGACGUGGAGUCGGGGGGGCGGGAGGAGAGAGCACCGAGCUCAGGUGGGUUCCUCACAUCAGAGGACGAGCGAGAGGUCAGCUGGGGUCGAGUGUGUGUUUUCCUGCAGCGGCUCGGGAAGAAGGCCGACAGCAGGAGCCUCAGUCUGGCUCACUGUGAUGUGACCGCUACAGACCUGCUGGAGCUAGCCACGUUGCUGCAGUUCCUGCCUCAGCUGGAGGAGAUGGACGUGUCCUGGAACGAGCUGAUUGGUGGAGGUCUGCAGGCGCUGACCUCUCACCUCCAUCAGGUGGGCGGGACCAGGACGCUGAGGCUGUGCGGCUGCAGGCUGAACGCUGAUGAUGUCACUGCACUGGGUGGCGCCCUCGGCUGCGUCCCACACCUGGAGGUCCUGGACUUGUCCUGGAACGGAGGUGUCGGAGGCGGAGGGUUGCAAGGCCUCCUGGGUAAAGUCCCCCCCACACUGAGGGAGCUCCGCCUGGUUUCCUGUCAGCUCUCUGCAGCUGAUGCUUCGGCUCUGGGGGGCGCACUGUCCUCUCUGCCCAGACUCGUGGUGCUGGACGUCUCCUGUAACCCUCGUCUCUCGCAGGACGCCGGCGAGGGCGGCGGCUUCAGCGACCUGGCCGCCGCCCUCUGCCACGCCCCCUCCCUCACCACACUUGGACUGCAGGCCUGCGGUCUGACCACGCUCUGCCUCCAGGCUCUGGGUGGUUCGCUCCGCCUCCUCCCCUCCGUGCGAGAGAUGGACCUGUCCUGUAACAAGGGUCUCUCUGGAGGACUGCACCACCUCGCCGUGCACCUGGCUCACCUCACACGCCUGGAGAGCCUCGACCUGCACCUGUGCUGUCUCACACACACCGACCUGGAGGCCCUGGUCCAGGUGCUGCCCUCUCUGACGGCGCUCUCAGAGCUCAACGUGUCGUCCAAUCAGGAGGCAGGAGCUGCGGUCCACGCGCUGGUCUCCGCCCUCCCUCUGACGCAGAUGAAGCGUCUGCCGCUCAACAGCUGCAGCCUGAGUGACCAGUCCUUCACCGCUCUGGCUCUGGCUGUUCCCUUCCUCCGCUCUGUGGAUGUGUCCUGGUGCAAAGCGGUCGGAGGACACCUGGCUCUGCUUCUCGACGCUCUGCAGCCGGAGGUCGUCCAGGAGCUUCGUCUCAGCAGCUGUGACCUCUCCACCGACGACCUGCGUCACCUAGCUGUGGUCUGCAGACGUGGUUGCAUGGCGUCUCUUCUGGUUCUGGAUCUGUCCUACAACGGCUCGGUGGGCGACGCCGGCUGGUCCGCCCUGUUCGAAGCCGGAGGCCUGGGCUCGCUGGAGGAUGUGGACCUCAGCCUCCGACCUUCGACCUCGGCCUCCUGCUCGGCCUGGCUGCCGGCGCUGCUCGGCGCUCUGCCUCGGCUGCCGGCGCUGACCCGGCUCGCCAUGCAGCGCUGGACCAUGGGAUCCCGGGAGCGACAGCAGCUGAGCCACAGCGCCAGGAAACGUGACUUCCUGCUGGAGACGGAUCCAGACUCUAGAGACGCAGCGUCAUCGAGUCAGACGACCAAUCAGGAGAGUCCAGAGGAGUAG